This is a messenger RNA of Tetrahymena thermophila SB210, 1743 nucleotides long. RefSeq names its product Serine/Threonine kinase domain protein. Gene Ontology annotation, molecular function: ATP binding; protein serine/threonine kinase activity. Gene Ontology annotation, cellular component: autophagosome; cytoplasm. The transcript has 4 exons. Gene Ontology annotation, biological process: autophagosome organization; protein autophosphorylation; peptidyl-serine phosphorylation. The record is from RefSeq and is a predicted model, not a curated record. NCBI's taxonomy places the organism in Eukaryota, Ciliophora, Oligohymenophorea, Hymenostomatida, Tetrahymenidae.
AUGAGCAAUAAUUAUUAGUAGUAUUAAAUAAAUGGGAAGUAAUACAACUUAAUCAAAAGGUUAGGGCAAGGUUAAUUUGGAGAUGUUUUUCUUCUUGAGGACUCUGCUUAAAAUAAGUUCGCUUUAAAGAUAAUAAAAAAGGAUAAGCUAUAAAAGAUUCCUUAACUUCUUUAGUACACUUAGAGUGAAAUUGAGAUUAUGGAAUAAAUAAAACACCCUAAUAUAAUGGAGUUAGUGUCUAGUUAAAAAAUGGAUGGCACUUUUUUUUUAGUUUUAGAAUAUUGCGAAGGAGGAGAUUUAAGAUAGCAUAUUCAAUCUCUUAUAAAAAAGAAAGAGUUAAGUUUUGAAUAAAUAUCUAGGGAGUUUUUAGAAAUACUAGAUGCAUUUGAUGUAUUACAUUCUAAUCAUAUAAUUCACAGAGACGUAAAGCCUGAUAACAUUCUUUACAAGAAUGGACAUCCAAAAGUAUCUGAUUUUGGUUUCUCCAAAAACAUCUAACAAUAGGAUGAUAUUGCUGCUACAACUUUAGGAACUCCAUAAACUAUGGCUCCAGAAGUAUUGGAAAGAAAGAAUUAUACUUAUUCAGCAGAUAUAUAUGGGUUAGGAUUUAUUUUAUAUUUCAUGAUUUAUCAAAAAUAUCCUUUUAAUUCAGUUCAUUAUGAGCUGAUUGUUGAGCAGAUAAAAAAACAGAAAAUAAAUUUUCCAGAAUCAGGAUUGCACGUUGAUGAGGACAUCAAACAAAUCAUCAAAAGAAUGCUGAGCUAUAAUCCAUAACUUAGGCCAUCAAUUGAUGAAAUAAGAUAAAUACCAUACUUUAAAAAACUUAGAAAAGAGGAGGAACAAAAUAUCAUCAAAAUGAAUAUGUCAAAACUUUCAAUUUAGGCCUUAUAAAUAGUUGAUAAUAUAAAUUAAGGUCUAUAAAAAAUUUAAGAGCAAUUAUAUUAAGAAGAAAAGAUAGAAAAUUAAUAAAACGAGGAAAACUAAGAAGAAAUAAAUAAAAAUCAGAAUCUAUUCAACACUUAAAAAUUAAAUUAUUAUCAAAUCAACUUAGAAAAACUGUUAGAAUAUUAAAAUAAAAUGUUAAAACACGAAUAGUAAUUAGAAUUUUACGACUAAAGCUUUAUAUACACUGCAGAUGAUUAAACAAAUGUUAUGCUCAAGUAGUAAAUUUAAGAAGGUAAAAUGUACUUGCUUUAAUUCAAACAGAUAAUUUAAAUAAAUUAAAUAAUAGAUCAAAUAUUAAAUGAUUUGCUUAAUAAUUUUAAAUCUAAAUAUGAGGAAGAAAUUAAAUAGUUUGCUUUAUUUCUCUAUCAAUACUUUUAUUAAAUAGAAAAACAUAUUUAAGUACAACUCUAAUCAUAAGAAAUUUAAAAAUGUUUAAAUUAUGAUUUGCAUUUGUUAAGUGAAUAUUAAAGCUUUGAGGAAAUGAUGUAAAAGAAAUAAAGUUCUGUAUCUGAGAGUUCUCUUUUCAAUGAACCUUCCAAAUUAAGCAAUACUCAAAUAGAAAAAACUAUUUAAUACUGUCAAUUAUUUUAGAACGCAUACUAUGAACUCUCUUAAUAAUAAAAAGAUGAUAAAAAUAAAGAUGAGUACUAUUUAUUUUAACUUAAUCUGAGUAUACUAACCUUCUUCCUUUUAAAUAAAAUAAACUUAAAUAAUUUUAAUUUCUCUAAUUAUAUUGAAACUAUAUAUUCUUUAAAAUAAGAAGAAAACUCUUCAUUGGUUUCUCUAUUCCAACAAUGA